Molecule: messenger RNA, 2121 nt
Organism: Plectropomus leopardus (leopard coralgrouper)
Lineage: Eukaryota; Metazoa; Chordata; Actinopteri; Perciformes; Serranidae
Product: tyrosine-protein kinase receptor TYRO3
Biological process (GO): platelet activation; positive regulation of phosphatidylinositol 3-kinase/protein kinase B signal transduction; multicellular organism development
Cellular component (GO): signaling receptor complex; plasma membrane
Molecular function (GO): protein binding; ephrin receptor activity; ATP binding
Source: RefSeq, a predicted model, not a curated record
AUGACACCUGUCAAGCAUGCAGGAUGGGCCACUACAGAGCAGCCAGUGAGAGCGGAGGAUGCCGACUGUGUCCACAGAACAGCGGACGCAGGGGAGGGAUCCCAGAGGUGCGACUGUCUGCAGGGUUUCAGCCGCCUGCCCACUGACCCUGAUGACCUUGGCUGCACCAAGCCGCCCUCUGCUCCUGUGAAUCUAACAGCCCAUCAUCACAAUGACUCUGUGCUGAUACUGACAUGGGAUCCUCCUCAUGACCGGGGAGGCAGACAGGAAGUCAUGUAUCGUGUCAAGUGUGAGAAGGGGGCAGACGAUGGCAGUUGGUGGGAGGCAUGUGAGGACAAUGUGGUUUUUCUGCCAAACUCAGCGAGGCUGACCUACACUUCAGUCAGCAUCACAGAACUGAAUCCACAGUGCGACUACAGACUGUCAGUGCAAGCCUGGAAUGAUGUAUCCACCCUGCAGGGGGCGCCACCUUCAUCCACGGCCACUGUUACUAUGCACAGAUGGAAAGUUCCACCUGUGGUGAUCACUGUGACCCCAGCCUUCAACGUCUCAGAGCCCGAAAUAGCUCCUUCAGUUCCUCAGCAACAGAGCCGCCUCUCAAUGUGGCUGACGGUUGGUGUUUUAUUCGGCGUCCUGCUGAUCAUGGCUGUGAUCCUCAUUGUUGUGUGUGUCCUGCGCAACGACAAUAAACUCAGGUUUGAGCAGGAAGUAGAGCUUUUGCCGAUGAAUGCUGAAAUUUCCUACCGACGUCCACAGGAAGUGGAAGCUGCACCCCAGCAGGCCAACGUGGUAGAGGGGGUGGUCCAGUUGUUGGAGGGACUGAGCGGCAGGCUGCUGGAAAGUCUUAAGGAGGUCCUGGUGGAGAGGAGCACGCUCACCCUGGGCAAAGAGCUAGGCAAAGGAGAGUUUGGCUCAGUCUAUGAAGGGAUCUAUACGCCAGACGAAGGUAUGGACAUCAAGGUAGCUGUGAAGACCAUGAGAGUUGGAAUACACAGCCAGGAGGACUUACACGAGUUUCUGAGAGAGGCUGAGAUCAUGAAGAGUUUUGAUCAUGAAAAUGUGGUCCAACUACUCGGGGUUACGCUGCAGAGAGAGCAGGACUGUCCUCUGCCUGUCCCUCUGGUCAUCCUGCCCUACAUGAAACACAGAGACCUGCGCCGCUUCCUCAUUGCUACACGAUAUGGUGAAAUUCCUAUGUUUGUACCCCAUCAGAGUCUCCUGCGCUUCAUGGUGGACAUUGCAGCAGGGAUGGACUAUCUGAGCUCGCAGGGCUUCUUGCACAGAGACCUGGCUGCACGCAACUGCAUGCUGGGUGAUGACCUCAGGGUGUGUGUGGCUGACUUCGGCCUAUCCAAGAAAAUCUACAGCAGCUUUUACUAUCGUCAAAAAGUGGCCAUCCGUGUGCCAAUCAAGUGGAUGGCCAUGGAGAGCCUGUCUGAGUCAGUGUACACCACCAAGAGUGACGUGUGGUCUUUCGGCGUAACCAUGUGGGAGAUUGUGUCCCGAGGGAGGACUCCCUAUCCUGGAGUCCACAACCAUGAGCUGCUGGACCUGCUGCUGUCCGGACACCGGCUCAAACCACCUGAUGACUGUGACCACAAGCUUUAUGAAGUCAUGCAUAGCUGCUGGGAUAAGGAGCCGACCCGCAGGCCUUGCUUCAGGGAACUGGGCGAGACCCUGAAAGCUCUUCUGUCAGAGCUGCCGAUGCUGGAGGCCAGCCAGGAGGCGAACUACAUCAACUAUGGCCUGGAGGUUGCUGCUGCUGUUGCAGGGGCCGCCUCCUCUCAGGAUCCACUGGCAGAUUCUGGGGGAAGAGGGGAAAAUGUCUACCUGCCUUCUCCUGUGGGUCCUGCUGCAGCCAGGGAGGAGGAUGUGGAGGUAGAGGAUGGCUACCUAAAGCACAUCACUAGCUCAGCAGUUAACUGGGAUGAUGACCACUGAAGAAGACAGCAUUUUUAUAAGUUACAAGAUUCUUUAUGAAAGUGAACUUUAAUGAACUCUGUAUGUGUGUGUUUGGGGUGUGUGUGUGUGGGGGGGGGGCACAGGCCUCCCUCAUCUGACCAUCAUGUUUGACCCCCUUUUAAUGAAAGUUACUAUAGAGCGAAAGAAGGACAGAGAAAA